CCGCUCCGAACCAAACUCACCCGCACGACCCACUACCCGGUAGCGAUACUGGUACCGACCUCUCGGACGGGUCACUACCUCGACGACAGCCUCGUAAACAACCGUCCUUGAUGAAAGGUCUCCGAGGGAGUUUGUUUGGGCUCUUGCAUAGAGGAGAAGGAGAGGAAGGGAGGAUGCGGCGCAAAGAGAGCAAGGCGGAUCUUCGGGCCCAGGUUUUGGUGGAUAAUGCUGCGGGAAGGGGAGCGUCAAUCGACCUUCGGAGGAAGAAGAGCUUUGCAUACGGAGAAGGACAGCAAGAUGAUCUAUCGCCACCUUUACCCUCUCCGAUAUCCCACAUCGCGGCGCCCUCGCCAUCACCUUCAAACCGGCCGCAUUUACGAAGAUCGAGCAAUUCGGCUCCCAAUGAUGUCCCUCAAACUCGUUUGUUCUCUCCCAUCACCCUGCACAAAGCUUACGGACCGUCCUCCUACAAAAUGGACAAGGACAUGCCGGCUUCAGACUCGAUCGAAUCCCUCACUUCGCCACCGCAACGAUCAAACUCUACAUUCGCCAAGACUUCGAGCCCUCGUCAGGGGCUGGGUGAUACCUCGACCGGAGCAGGUCCGAUGACCAGAAAGCUCAGGAGCGGGAGCGAUACGGCGGCGUGGGAGAGGAAAGAAAGGGCAGCUUUCCCUAACAGACCUCGACAGGACCUCGCUGAGCGAGAUACGACACUGAAAUCCAGUAUCCAGAGCACAGUCCCUCCGACGAUUCCCGCUAGAAACCUGGCCGAUGUGUUCUCUGCACCGCCUCCCGUCCAGACCAACCUGAUCCCCCCGACCGUACUCAAACACCGCCCCCGUUCCCAAUCAUGGAGCGCCUCGAACUGCCUCGACGGUGCCAAUUUCGAGGUCCCACCUAUCAAAGGCUUGAGAUUGCAAAAGAAAAGAUCAGAACCGAUCCUGAAUGCCAAGUUUACCGAGGUGCAACCUGGUCAUCCGUCCAUCCCAUCGAGGACCACGGCAGGAUCACUGGGAUCCAGUCUUCAACCGGUCGAGCCUCUUCAUCUUCGCAAGAACGAGUCGACUAAUCGAGAUUCGCAAGCCGAAACCCGGCCCAGCUUGCUAGCUUACCUGGAAAACAGAUAUUCGCGGGAUUCGAACUCGAGCUCGUCCCACCUUUCUUCUACGUUGACCAACCCUUACGACCCCAGACUCAUCGAUAACGACAUUUACAUUUCACCCACUCGGACGGUUCUGGAAGACCAGGAGGCAGCGAUGAAAGCCCUGGAGGACGCGUUGAAUGGACCCCGGAGUGGCGGGACGGCUGUAGGAGCAGGAGCUUCGAGCGGAUGGCCCGUGGUGGAUUUCGGGUUUGAUGAAACGGACCAUCCGAGUGCUUCCGUCACACCUCGACCGAUCAGUCCGAAGCACAAAGUAGGGGACUCUCCUCAGCUCGAAAAGUAUAUUGAUGUGGAAAGAGGACAAGGGAACGAGGCGAAGCCGAACAGGGCAGGGUCGGUGUCUGGGCUCAACAGGACGCCGCCGAGAGAACCUUUACCUCGGCUCCCAGUUACACGAACGGCAUUAUCGUCAUCGAAUCGACAAACUCUCAACUCUCUCGGAUUACCUCUACCACCGCCAUCUCACCACCAGAUCUUGCCUGGUUCCUUGAAAAAACAACUCGUCCUCCAAGAAGCCCAUCAGAUGGACCCCGCAUCGACUCUAUCACAGUCGGAAUCGGAACUGGAUCCUUCACUACAACUCCCCCGAUUGAGCUAUUCCUACAGCAAACCGAGGUCUUCCGGCAGGUCUGACUCCAAGCAUCAUUCGAGCUCCAGGGAUUCGAGAGGAUCCACCGGGAGACCUUCCCUGCGAGGAUUAGGAAGUCUAAAGGUGGAACCGUAUAGCCAAACUAAUAGGGAUUCGAGGUAUACAGAGGAAGACGGGGCGAGACAGCCGAGAUUGGUCGAGGUCGUCUUUCCUCGUUCGGCGCCUGCUGCGAGGUCGGAAUUUCCUCGCGAUCAAGAUAUUGGCGGAUAUGCAAGCGGGCAAGGGGAUAGUGGAGUGGGCGCGAGCGGAGAGGGAGAAGAAGGGGAAACCGAACUAGGCAGGAUGAAGAUGAUGUGGGAGCGAGAGAAGGCGGGCAAGAGGAGGUUGGAGGACGAGUUGAUGGUUCUUCAAGGGAAACAUCUUGGGGCGGUCAGUCGGAUCGCUAGGCUGGAACAAGAGAACGAGCAGCUGCGAAGACGCGUUUCCGAAGGAGUGUCGUUGCCGUCCCUUCCGAGUUUCGGGAGUUCGACUUCGACUACCUCGACGAUGAUGCUCUUGAUGACCCCGGAAAAGGACAGGGACAGGACGCCUGGACGAGAGCAACAACAGCAAGAUCAGCAAAAGCAGAAAGAGAUGCAUUCGAGGUACGGAUCGAUGGAUACGAUCGAUCGGUUGGAGGUGGAUCUGGGAUCGCCGUUUGCGAAGAGACGGGAGUCAUGAAACGCGAUGGACAACGUGAUGUGAAACACGGUCGGUGGCUGCGUUAUAACGUGGAUCGGGGCUGUAGUUGUUUACUUUGUGUGUGUAGACGGAUGGAUGGAUGACCCGGGGGG
Molecule: messenger RNA, 2584 nt
Organism: Filobasidium floriforme
Lineage: Eukaryota; Fungi; Basidiomycota; Tremellomycetes; Filobasidiales; Filobasidiaceae
Exons: 3
Coding region: 111-2471 (786 amino acids)
Source: RefSeq, a predicted model, not a curated record